Messenger RNA from Phanerochaete carnosa HHB-10118-sp, 656 nucleotides. RefSeq lists its product as uncharacterized. NCBI's taxonomy places the organism in Eukaryota, Fungi, Basidiomycota, Agaricomycetes, Polyporales, Phanerochaetaceae. The record is from RefSeq and is a predicted model, not a curated record. The transcript is spliced from 4 exons. Bases 131 to 598 code for a protein of 155 amino acids.
GCCGAUUGCGCUUAUAUGCAGAUAUACGCUGGCUGCUGCCGAGCAUACUGCUCUCUAUUAGGCCACCGCUAGUGCCACGUCGACCACCCAGAUCCCCCACACAUUUUACUGGUACUCCCCGGAUUGCUCGAUGUCGACACCAGAAAGUAGCUCAUCCGGUCCCCAAAAACAUUCGCAACCUUAUCUUGAAGCUUUGCUCAUUCCUGUGAAGAGCGAAAACUUGAUCUUAUUCUACGGAAAGGACAACGCCGCCCACUCCUCCAGCCGCCUCGACUUCUCGUCCGUUUCAGAUGAAGACUCUAAAUCCCUCUCCGACAUCUGCGACGCGACAACGUUUGGGGUCAACGAGGAGAACGUACUGGAUACAACCUACAGAAAAGCUGAGAAAUUCGAUUCCGCAUACUUUGCAACCAAGCCCGACCCUUUUAGCUAUGGCCUGAUGAGCAUUUUGCGAGAUGUGCUGCGAGAGGGGCAUGGAGCUGAACUUUACAAGCUCAAUAUCUACGGUCCUGGAUCAUUCUUCAAAGCACACAAGGAUACCCCUCGCGGCGACAACAUGUUUGCUUCCCUUGUUGUCAUCUACCCAACCGUCCAUUAGGGAGGCGCACUUGUCUUUCGCCACGGUGACCUCGAGUACACCUUCGACUCCGCCGCUG